UUGGCUUUCAAAUCUGUCAAUUCCUCUGGAAAUUUGUUUCCUAUUAUCUCCUCAAAGACUGUCCUCGAAUUCUUCGGAGCAAAAGAUUUUAAGAGAGUUGUAGAGACUAUCAUUGUUCAUUCUAUAGCUGUGGAUCGAAGAGAUGGAAAAUACCUUGUAUGUUGCAGUAGGAGAAAAUGUGAAAGAGAGUAGAGCAAUCCUGUUGUGGGCAUUACAAAACUCUGGAGGAAAAAAGAUUUGCAUCAUUCAUGUUCAUCAGCCUGCACAGAUGAUCCCCUUCAUGGGUACAAGGUGGCCUGCAAGCAUACUUGAGGAACAAGAAGUGAAGGCAUACCGAAAAAUUCAAAGGCAACAUAUGAACAAGAUCCUAAUUGAGUACAUUUCCAUCUGUCGCCAAAUGGAGGUGCCGGCAGAUACAUUACAUACUGAGAUGGACUGUAUUGAGAAGGGAAUUCUGAAACUGAUCUCCGAGCAUGGGAUCAGGGAGCUUGUUAUGGGAGCAGCAGCCAACAAGCACUAUUCAAAGAAACUGAUAAACCUGAAGUCUAAGAAAGCCAUCUUUGUGUGCCAGAAAGCACCUAUUUCAUGUAGCAUUAAAUUUAUCUGCAAGGGGCACCUCAUCUAUACCAGGGAAGGUAUCCUAAAUGCUGCUGAUGCUGAGAUCAGAUCCUCGUUGCUGGAAGUAAGUCAAAACACUAAAGAUGGACCGUCCAUGGAGCGGGCAUUAUCAUCAUCUGUGGGGCAAAAAAACCAAGAAAUUCCCAUCAAUCCAUACCAAGACUCAUUCUGCAUUGAAACUACCUAUGGAAGCAGGGCAGAUAUUUCAUCUGCUAAUGGUGCUGAAGAGUUCUCGAGUCCAUGGAGCAGGUUGAAUGAACAAGGGAGUUCUGAUGACUGUGGUAGGCUUUCAAGUAGGUAUCCUCCAAGUCCCGGUCAUUCUGCAAGCCAAUCAUGUCAGGUUGUUGACAUGGAUAUGACUCCAUCUUUGAGGGUUGAGGGGGUUGAGAAUGGAUUGAAGUUGAGUUCGUUUACUGAAUCCAAAGAGCAUUGUCGACAUUCAUCCCCUCUUACUGUAUUGCAGGACAGGAAAACUGAUGAUGAUGCUCUUUAUGAUCAAAUUGAAAAGUCCAGGGAGAAGGCUCAAAAUGUGAAGCGUGAAGCACUUCAAGUGGCAGCAAAGCGUGUAAAAGCUGAAAGAGAUGAUGCUGAGUACAUUCAAAGGACUAAAGUGUUGGAAAGCUUCUAUACAAAGGAGUUGAAACAAAGAAAAGAAAUACAGGAAAUGCUAGCAAGAGAAAAAGAAAAACUUGAAAUGAUGAAGAAACAAGAAGAUGAAGUAAUGGAAGAACUCCAUGUCACUCUAGAUCAAAAAUCAUUACUAGAGAACCAAAUUGCAGAAACUGAUGCUAUGGUAAAAGUUCUGGGGAUGAGAAUUACCUCUGCAGAGGAACUGCUGCAAACUUUCAAGAAAAAUCGAGAUGAGGUGCAGAUAGAGCAUGACAAUGCUUUAAAACAACUUGAAGAGCUGAGAAGAAAACAAGGAGAAAUCUUAGGUACACCAGUGUCUCACUUCUUUUCUGAGUUCCCAUACUCAGAGAUCAAGGAAGCAACUCAAAAUUUUGAUCCAUCAAUGAAAAUUGGCGAAGGAAGGUCUAGAAGCAUUUACAAAGGUCUCUUGCGUCACACCCAAGUGGCUAUAAAGAUGCCACACAAUCGAAGCUUGCAGGCACACUUAGGAUUUCAUCGGGAGGUUGAUAUUUUGAGUAAGUUGAGGCAUCCAAAUCUUUUCACACUAAUUGGAUCCUGUCAAGAAGCAUAUGCUCUCAUCUACGAGUAUCUUCCCAAUGGAAGCCUUGAAGAUCGACUCAGAUGCAAGGACAAUACUCCCCCAUUAUCAUGGCAAACUCGAAUAAGCAUAGCAGCAGAGCUGUGCUCUGUCCUCAUCUUUCUUCACUCCUCCAAACCUAUAGGCAUAGUGCAUGGUGAUUUGACACCCUCGAGUAUCCUCCUUGAUGCAAACUUGGGUAGCAAACUUACUGACUUUGGAAUCUGCCAUCUUCUGCCGCAUGAUCAAAGUUCAAAGAAUACAAACCAAGGAACUUUCACAUACAUGGAUCCUGAGUUCCUUUCAACAGGAGAGCUUACUUUGAAGUCAGAUGUUUAUUCGUUGGGUAUCAUAUUGCUGGAGUUGUUGACAGGAAGAUCAGCCUUGAGAAUAAUAAAAGAGGUGAAGCAUGCAUUAGAUGCAGAUAAAUUGAAAGAGGUCCUGGACCCUUUGGCUGGUGAUUGGCCAUUGGAGCAGGCUGAACAGGUUGCUCACUUGGCAUUGAGGUGCUGUGCUUCUAAGCAAAAGAACAGACCAGAUCUUGAGUCAGAGGUCUGGACAUUGCUUGAACCAAUGAGGUAUUCUUGUGGAGGUCCAUACCCAACAAUCCAAUUAGGAUCUGCAGAAGAGCAUCCUGAACCUCCUCCAUAUCUUAUCUGUCCCAUCUCCCAGGAAAUCAUUAGAGAUGCACAGGUGGCGGCAGAUGGUUAUACUUAUGAAGCAGUGGCUUUGAGAAAAUGGCUGGAAAGUGGUCAUUAUACUUCACCCAUGACAAACCUUAAGCUUGAACACUGCAAUCUGGUACCAAACCAUUCUCUUCGAUCUGCCAUUCAGGAAUGUCAAAACAGGCAUAAAAAAUUCAAAUAUUGAGAUAUCUUGUACCUAUUAAUGUCACUUCUUUGUUUUUUUUCACCCACACACCUAUCCAACUUGUUUACACCUAUUGUUUAAAAGAUUUGGCUGAAAUAUAUAUAAAUAGGUAUCUCAAUUGCACCGAUCCAUGUCUUUUC
Molecule: messenger RNA, 2835 nt
Organism: Carya illinoinensis
Lineage: Eukaryota; Viridiplantae; Streptophyta; Magnoliopsida; Fagales; Juglandaceae
Product: U-box domain-containing protein 33-like
Exons: 9
Coding region: 143-2695 (850 amino acids)
Biological process (GO): protein ubiquitination; protein phosphorylation
Molecular function (GO): ATP binding; ubiquitin-protein transferase activity; protein kinase activity
Source: RefSeq, a predicted model, not a curated record